GGCACUUCUUCAGUCGCCGCCGUGUUGGAUAAUUCGAGCCGGAGAAAAAAAGCAGCUUCGCCGGAUCCAACGCAAUGGCGCCCCGCGACAAGUCAAAGGCCGGGAAAAAGGCCAAAGCCUCCAAUAAUACCCCUGCUUUUGACGAAAAGGCGUUAUUGCAACUCACCAACAAGCUUGACCAGUCGCUAUCCAAAACCGCCGACGACCAGUCAAGACCAGGAAAGCGCAAGCGCCAAGAUGAUCACGAAAAGAGGGCAAAGCCAAAGAAGCGAUCUUCCGACGCCCACGAAAAUGGUGACAAGGACAAGAACGCGAUGCUAUUAGAGGACAUCAAGGCCUUGGGUGGGGACGAGAAGGAUUUGGAGCUUGUCGUUGGCAUAGACUCGGAUGCGGAGGAUGGUGCUGGGAAGUCUACCGAACGCCCUCUUGACGAUGCGUUCAAGAGCGAACUGGCCAAGUUUGCGUCGGCGCUAGGCUUUGAUCAGGCGCGGGCUGAACUGGACGACGAGAGCUCGGCCAACGAAGAGGAGGAGGCUUCGGAAGAAUCGGAGAAAGAGCCCGAGGAAGAGGACGCCCAGGAUGAGGAGGAUGCUGAAGAUGAAGAGCCUGACCAGCCCAAACCCCGGGAGGCUGUUGAGAAGGACCCGGCAUCUGUACCACAUGCGAAGGACCCUUUUGGCAGCACUAUCGAAAAGCCGGAAAAGUUGAAAAAUCGCCAAUGGGCAGGGAAGCUGGCGAUCGAGCCACGACCUGACUGGCACGCCGCACCCUUGGACAGCCUUCCAGACCCUGAGUCUGACGAUGUCUCGAGGUUCACCCCGGCAAUCGGUAGUCUCAAAGCCCAUGCCCAGUCUCUUGUCGAAGCAGAUGCGGCUGUGUACAACACAAUAAUAUCUUCGUCGUCUCAGCAUAAAUUCAUGACCACCAUCAUGUCAUCCGGUACCCUGUCCGAUAAGAUAUCCGCCCUUACUCUUGCAGUCCAAGAGUCGCCUGUGCAUAACAUCAAGGCGAUCGAUACAUUGAUAAACAUGGCCGGAAAGAAGAGUCGUGGUCAGGCUCUGGCUGCUCUCGGCGCGCUUGUCGAUUUGCUCGGUAACGGCGUGGUCCUUCCCGGUGACAGGCGCUUGCGCCCGUUCCACGCACAACCAGGACUCCUAGGGACCCUUCAGCAAAAGUCGGUAUAUUCUUGGAGAGAUGGACAAAGUCCACUACCUGGCAAGAUUAGCAAAGUGCACUUGAUGUUGUGGUACUUUGAGGACUGGCUUAAGUCGGCCUACUUUCGAGUGCUUCAGUUGUUGGAAGUUUGGGCUGGAGACGAAAUCGAUUAUUCGCGAUCACGGACACUCGAUUUCGUCUUUGGACUCUUGCGAGACAAGCCCGAGCAGGAGGCGAACUUGAUGAGGCUCUUGGUCAGCAAGCUUGGGGAUCGCGAAGGUAAAAUCGCGUCACGUGCAUCCUACUUGCUCCUGCAACUUGUCAACACGCACCCGGGCAUGAAGCCCAUAGUGAUUCAGACGAUUGAGCAGGAAGUGCUCCUGAGGCCGGGCCAGAGUCUCAAGUCAAAGUAUCACGCCAUAAACACCCUAAACCAGACCAUACUCAGCAACAAAGAACCCGAACUAGCAGACAACUUGGUGCGCAUCUAUUUCGAUGUAUUCUUGUCUCUUUUGAAGACUGGAAGCUUGGGAAUAUUCGAUCAUCUUGGCAAUACCGAGGAGGACACCAAGGCAGCUGGUCAGAAGAAAGGACGCGGAAAGAAACCGAAACAACCCGCAGAUCCGGUAACAGCAAAUGAGCAAGAUGUUGCUCAAAAGCUGGUCUCUGCCGUCCUCACAGGUGUCAACAGGGCGAUACCGUUUGCAAUGACCAAUGAAUCAACCCUGGAAACACAUCUCGAUACACUCUUUCGAAUUACGCACUCGUCAAACUUCAACACCAGUGUCCAAGCUUUGAUACUGAUACAGCAAAUAGCAGCUUCCAAGCAGCUCGCGGUUGAUCGGUUUUACCGGACCUUGUACGAGUCGCUACUGGAUCCUCGUCUUGUCACUUCCUCCAAGCAAACGCUUUACCUCAACCUGCUCUACAAGUCGCUCAAGAACGACGUGGAUGUACGCAGGGUCAAGGCGUUUGUCAAGAGGAUGCUUCAGAUUGUGAAUUUACACCAGCCAUCUUUCAUCUGCGGCAUACUUUAUCUGAUCGCAGAGCUGGAGGGUGUCUUCCCUGACCUCAAGGCACUGCUCAAUGACCCAGAGGACAACGAAGAUGACGGCGAGGAGGUUUAUAGAGAUGCCGAUGCUGUUGAGAGUGAAAAUAAGACAACAGAAUCUAAUGGUGGCGAGAAAAAGAAGACGGCGUAUGAUGGAAGGAAACGACACCCAGAAUUCAGCAACGCACACCGGAGCUGUUUAUGGGAAAUCGUACCUUUCUUUGAGCAUUUCCACCCUUCGGUGGUCGUCUUCGCCAACAACCUUUUGGUCAGGCAAAAAUCACUACCGAAGCCAGAACUGUCAAAUCACACUCUUAUCCAAUUCUUGGACAAGUUCGUUUACCGCAACGCCAAGACUACAGAGGUCACCAGAGGUGGCUCGAUCAUGCAGCCUGUCGUUGCCUCAGGGACUGCAGCAAAUGCUGCCUCAAGCGGCAAGACGCAACGUCCGACUAUCAACUCGGAGACUUUCUGGAAUCUCAAGUCCAAGGAUGUUGCCGCGGAGGACGUCUUCUUCCACGAGUACUUCUCGCAGGUUGGCAAGCCUGGGCAGAUUUCAAGAGCGGCCAAGCGCGAACAGAAGAGGGCCGAGGAGGGCGCACAAGACGACGAAGAGGAAGAGGGCGAAGACGAGAUCUGGCAGGCACUGGUGGAUUCUCGACCAGAGAUCCAAGGUGACGAUGACGGUGAUGCAGACAUGGGCUUCAGUGACGGUGAUGAUGAUGACCUGGGCUCACUCUUAGAGGACAUGAGCGACAGUGAUGAGGACGAAGACAUGUUAGGAGCAGAAGACGUCGAUGUGGAGGGUGAUGGUGAUGAAGGGGUUGUCUUUAACGACUUUAGCGACUCGGAGGGCGAGGCUGCUGGAGGCGCGCCUCUUGAUGAAGCCGCCGAGGCCAAGCGUCUCCGCAACAAGGCAAGCAGAGAGAAGAAGAAGCAGAUGAAGGCUCUUCCCACAUUUGCAUCCGCCGACGAUUACGCACACAUGCUCGCUCAAGAGGAGGACGAAGAUUACAAUUGAUUGGCCUUAUGUGGCGGUGCAUAAAAUACAAACAAAUCAAUCCAAUAAGUUGC
Molecule: messenger RNA, 3280 nt
Organism: Pyricularia grisea
Lineage: Eukaryota; Fungi; Ascomycota; Sordariomycetes; Magnaporthales; Pyriculariaceae
Exons: 3
Coding region: 75-3227 (1050 amino acids)
Cellular component (GO): nucleus
Source: RefSeq, a predicted model, not a curated record